Molecule: messenger RNA, 2134 nt
Organism: Solanum stenotomum
Lineage: Eukaryota; Viridiplantae; Streptophyta; Magnoliopsida; Solanales; Solanaceae
Product: protein FREE1
Exons: 9
Coding region: 105-1898 (597 amino acids)
Biological process (GO): intralumenal vesicle formation; multivesicular body assembly
Cellular component (GO): ESCRT I complex; late endosome membrane
Molecular function (GO): metal ion binding; ubiquitin binding
Source: RefSeq, a predicted model, not a curated record
ACAACUGCUUUUCUGUCUUCUCUUCAAUCAUACGAAGCAAAGAUCACCGAUCAGAAGAGAGAAAAGCAAAAACUCAAGGCUCUCUGUAUUUCCCGAAUCAAAAAAUGCAACAAGGCGAUUACACAACCUCCAAUCCCUACUACAAUUACCCUAAUUCCGGCCAAAUCUCGCCGGCUCCGAUCCCAAACCCCACCCCUUCACCACCGGCAUACGCUUCUGCUCCGCCGUUCGCCGCCACUUACACUCCGCCUUCAGAUUACUCAUCUUAUCCCUCUUCUUACCCCAAUCAUUAUACCCAAAAUCCCGAUUUACCCUCCACUGCUCCAGCACCUCCGUUACAGACCUAUAAUCCUCCACCACCAGCGCAGGUUCCGGUUCCGGCGUUGCAACAGCCUCAGCACUCCUCUCCGUUUCCCUCGUUUGAAUCCCACGGAGCUUAUCAAAACCCAGUUCAUUCUCAGCCUCAACAAUCUUAUUAUCCUCCUUACGAUCAUCCCCAGGCUGCUCCUAGUUAUAAUCACAGUCCCACUCCGAAUUCUUCGUAUCCUCCAGUUUAUUCAACUCCGAAUUAUGAUAAUACUGGGAAGUUUGAUCAAAGUGGGCAGUAUUUUGAUGAACCUGUGGAUAAAUAUGGAAAUUAUGGUUCGCGGAGAGGUGAAUUUGGGCAAGAUACUUAUGGGAAACGAGCUGAAAGUGGAUAUGGUAAUGAUGGUUAUGGUGAUGGAGUGUUUGCUUAUCAGGGUAGUAAAGUAGAGCCUUAUGGGGCACGAGGGACUGGUUCAAAGUCUUCGACUUGGUCGUCUAGUUUUGAUGAUUUUGGGAGGCCAAUUGGGUAUAAUUCUCCGAAAGAACGUUCAUCAGCUCCAACUGCGAAGAUCGUCAAGGCAAUUCCCAAGGUUGAUACGCAGCAGGAUGCGAGAAGUGGUGUGCAGAAGUUUAGGGUGAAGUUACUAGCUGAAAGUGGUGGACAGAGUACCCAAGAUGUUCUUUGCCAGAUUGGCUUGGAUGGAAUCCGCAUGUUGGACCCAAGCACUAGCCGGAUGUUAAGAAUUUAUCCUCUUGACACGGUAACUAGACUUGAGGCGGCGGAUUCAUCUACCUUUGCCUUCUGGUCAAAAAGUGCAGUGGAUAUAGAACCAAGGCGUAUCAGACUGCAGUCAAACAGUUACACAACCAGUUCCCUAUUAGAUACAGUCACGGCUGCAGUUGUACAGUUCAAGGAGAUGGGUGGAAGAAUCGGAUCUUCUGAAUCUCCAAAGGUGGCUGAACAGCCUACUGAGAAGAAGAAAGGUCUUGCUGAUUGGAUUAAUAUAGUGAAGACCGUCAAUGAGGAGAAAGAUCACUGGGUUCCUGAUGAAGCAGUUUCCAAGUGCACAGCUUGUGGAUCAGCCUUCAAUGCCUUCGUGCGCAGGCAUCACUGUCGGAAUUGUGGAGAUAUUUUCUGUGACAAAUGCACUCAGGGAAGAACUGCACUGACAGCUGAUGAGAAUGCACCAGUUGUUAGAGUUUGUGACCGAUGUACGGCUGAGGUUUCUCGUCGGCUAAGCAGCGCGAAGGAAACUGUCAAUAGAUCAACUGGAUUGCAAAGUCAUGAAGACCUUGCCAAGAAGCUUCAGGAGGAGAUGGAGAGAAACCGAAAAGGAUCAUCUGGUAAGUGUUUAUCUGCUGAAAUACAUAUAUGCUUAGUAUUUGAUAAUGAGCUAAUUCAUAACAUAGUUUGUCUGCUAGUUCAUGAAGUUUUUCCGGUUUCAGGCUCCAGACAAGAUCGUUCGGGGAGGAUGAAAGAGGUUGCUUGCCCUACUUGUACAGUACAUUUGCAGGUUCAAGUUCCGAGCUCAGGUUCCGAGACUAUAGAAUGUGGGGUUUGCCAGAAUCCAUUCCUCGUUAGUUCGCACUGAGUUUGAUGUUUUCCGUCAAUGGAAGGAAGGACUGUAAACUCUUUUCUGGUUUUGUGUGUUCUCAUACAUUUUUUUGUGCAUCUGUUAAUAUUCGAACCGUUUGUGACGCGCCUUUGGUUGGUAUCCGUUUGUUUCCUGGCAAGACAAUUUGCUUAUUUGAUUUGUAUUAGCAGGAAGAAAUCUAACACUUUUUUUUCUUUACAUGGAGAAAAUUUAAGUGAAUUUGAUUCCAUUAA